This is a messenger RNA of Eruca vesicaria subsp. sativa (arugula), 1002 nucleotides long. The record is from the annotation of a GenBank genome assembly. Lineage: Eukaryota; Viridiplantae; Streptophyta; Magnoliopsida; Brassicales; Brassicaceae.
CACGCGCUUUACUGUUCUUUCUUUGCAAGAUUGUUCUGUUCUUGAAACGAUUCCAAGAUGAGUGAAGAAAUGAAAGGGAAUCAAUCUGCGAAGCUUCAGAAGCCAACUCCACGCUUAAACGAGAGGAUCCUCUCCUCUUUAUCUAAGAGAUCGGUUGCUGCUCAUCCAUGGCAUGAUCUUGAGAUCGGACCUGGAGCUCCAGUGAUUUUCAAUGUGGUUGUUGAGAUCUCAAAGGGUAGCAAGGUCAAAUAUGAACUUGACAAAAAGACAGGACUAAUCAAGGUUGAUCGGAUCCUUUAUUCAUCGGUUGUGUAUCCUCAUAACUACGGUUUUAUUCCCCGCACAUUAUGUGAAGACAAUGACCCUUUGGAUGUGCUAGUCAUCAUGCAGGAGCCUGUGCUUCCAGGUUGUUUUCUGCGCGCCCGAGCUAUUGGAUUAAUGCCCAUGAUUGAUCAGGGAGAAAAAGAUGACAAGAUCAUUGCGGUAUGUGUUGAUGAUCCUGAGUACAAGCAUUACACUGACAUCAAAGAACUUCCUCCUCAUCGUCUCACUGAAAUCCGGCGAUUCUUUGAAGAUUACAAAAAGAAUGAGAACAAGGAAGUUGCUGUAAAUGAUUUUCUACCUAAUGGUCCUGCUGUUGAAGCCAUUCAGUACUCAAUGGACCUUUAUGCUGAGUACAUUCUUCACACCCUGAGGAGAUAAGAGGAGGGCAGUUUCUCAAGAACAUUCCUACCUACAAAAAAAGGAGAAUUUGUCUGAUAUUUGGAUUCUGAAUAAACUAAGCACGUGUUCCUAAAAGUGUUCUGAUAUUUUGUCUUCAAAGCUUCUUUGUUGUUUUCUUGUGGGGAUCUUUUGUUUGAGCACUAAUCCCAAAUUAAGAUUUGUUUCUUAUUUGUAUUGUAAUCUUUUUAAUCCUUUUAAAGUUUCGUUUUUAUUCCAAUGAAACCAGAUCUCUUUAUAUUUAUGUAAACACAUAGGAACAAAUCGAUGUAGCUAUCAACU